CACAGAAUUUUAAGUUUAAAUUAUGGCUAAAAAGGGAGGGAAAAAGAAGGGCAAGGGGGGAGGGGGUAAAGGAAAAAAGAAGGGGGAGAAGAGAGAAGAUGAAAUGACUUUGAAAGAAGCAAUACUUGCCUUCCAGAUUCAAGUAAAAGAAAAAGCUUCGGAAGAUUUACAAUUCGAAAUCAAAGGAUUAAAAGACAAAAACAGAAGGUUUAGAGAUAGAAACGCCCGAUUAUACGAAGAUCAGCAAAUCCACAUCAAAACCCUUUUACGUCAAGCUAAGGAACAAGAACAUGAGUUAGAAGAAAAAGAAGUUUACAACAGUGAGCAUGUGGAGCAAGCACUUAGGGAAAAAUGGGCCGCUGCAAGAAAUGAGGAUAAAGAACUUGAUGACCUAUAUAAACGCAUUGAACAAGUAGAGCAGGAAUAUGCUAAGAUGAGUUCAGAUGUUGAAUAUUGGACCGAAUAUAAGGAUGUGGGAAGUGAAGAGCAUGCUAAACAGAUACAUCUGUUGAACUCUGAAUUAGAAGAUAUGUUACGUAACUUCAAUGAUAUGUGUGGGCACCUAACAAGACAACUAGAGGCUGCAAAAUACGAAGUAACUUUAUACAAGGAGGAGUGCAUGGCUGAGCAACAACAUUUAGCAUCAGAGAAAGCUAUGGAGCAUUUAGACCCUGCUAGUGUACAGGAGGUGCAUGAGAAUGAAUGGCUUAAAAAGGAAGCUCAUAUCCACAGGGAAGAAGAGAAAAACUUACUUAGACUUCUGGAUGAACUUGAAAGUGAAAACCUGUCGAUUAUUAGUGAGUUGUUGUAUUGCAAACAAGAGGAUCUUAAAAUAUCAAGGAAUUUCUAUAUGACACAGUUCGAAGAGGAUGAAAUAUUAAACCAAGAUACAAUGCAUGAUAUGGACUUGAAACAAAUGUCUGUGUAUCAAACUAAGGAUGAUGAUAAUAACAGUGUGAAGGCCAUAGAGCCACGCCCUAUGAGUGCCAUGCAGCGUGCAGUGGAGCAGAAAGUUUUCUCAAUCCUCCCAGAGCAAGAGGAGGAAGAGGAAGAGUGGGAGAAUGAGAUAAUUGCUCGUCAGGAUCAAGAUAUCAACAUAUAUGAAGAGAAAGACUUCCUACAUUUAGGGCCUUUAGAAAUCAAGCUGUUGUGCGUAACUGGAGAAUCCAAACCCAUACACCCUUUAGAUGCAAGUCUACAGAUUGUAGAUGGCUCCAAACCCGAUAUGGUUACAAGACCAAAAUGGCCAAUAGAACCGCCUAUGAUAAGAGCAGCACUUGAAAAUCCACCUGAACUUGAAACAAGUUCUACCUAAUGUAAGGUUUACAUAUUGGUUCUCUCUUUUAUGUUUGAUUUUGGUUCAAAUUACAACUUUCUGUACAUUUCUGUGCCUCCAAAAAGCACUAUUGGACCUAUACUUUCUGUUGUGCUUUUUUACUUUGUUUAGAUACAUAAAUGUCACUGUAAUAUAUGUGCACUUCAUAUAUAUAUGUUUUCAUUACUGUGCCUACGAAAGCUUCAAUAAAAUUUACAUUGUAACUAGUAA
Ciona intestinalis (vase tunicate) is the source of this 1546-nucleotide messenger RNA. NCBI's taxonomy places the organism in Eukaryota, Metazoa, Chordata, Ascidiacea, Phlebobranchia, Cionidae. The record is from RefSeq and is a predicted model, not a curated record.